Toxotes jaculatrix (banded archerfish) is the source of this 2866-nucleotide messenger RNA. Its product is annotated as synaptonemal complex protein 1. NCBI's taxonomy places the organism in Eukaryota, Metazoa, Chordata, Actinopteri, Toxotidae. Bases 376 to 2646 code for a protein of 756 amino acids. The transcript is spliced from 19 exons. The record is from RefSeq and is a predicted model, not a curated record.
AAACCACAGAAAGCGAUAUUUUACAGUACAUUCCUCCAGCAUCAACCCAUAUUAUAUUUUCAUUCUGUCGCUGGUUUUGACGCGAAAGUUUCGCGUAUCUGCUGAUUAAAUCCUAGGGUUUGUGGGGAGUUGAGUGAGCGUGUUCUUCUUUGUAACGUGCCGUUAAAACCGUUAAACAACAGGGAGAAAACAACGGUCGGCUCGGCUCGCGUGUUUACGUCGCCGUGCUCUGGGACUCGAGGCUACGUUCCGUCUCCAUGACAGUGACAGUUGACUUUCCGUGAUGGCUGUCUUAUUCGAAAAACGACAAAAACAAACUAAAAGCUAAGAAUUAAAGUGUAUCACGGUGGAAAGUUGUUCCUCACCGCAGGACAAAUGGAUCAGACAGAGGAGGAGUUGGAGAAGAUUGCCACAUGGCUUCGUGAGGAGGGACUUGCUCUUGAGUCCUCUAAGGAGGCUCAGCUGUGUUUGCUAUGGCGCACCCUUCAGCACACAAGAAGCUGUCUGAGCACCGUGACAAGGGACCAGGAGGCACAGCGCUCCCAACACUUAGCAGAGAUGGCGGAGGUACGAAAGUCCUUGGAGCAGAUCCGCAUCUUUACAGAGCACAAAGAUGUUUUGGCUCAGCAGAUACAAGACGAGAACGAUCAGCUCAAGGACCAGCUGCGGCAGCUUAUAUCCCUUCAAGAUGCCCAGAUAAGCGAGGUGGCUAAAAUGCUGUACCAGCAGGGUCUCACAGAGUUGAUUCACAGCAGCCCCAGUGAACAGGUGGCAUACCUCUUAGUGGAGAGGGCCUCCCUGCUUGAGACGUGUGAGGAUCCUGACAAACUGACGGGUGCUGGAACCACUACUGUCCCUCUGGGGACAGAGACACAAGUGGCGGUCAGCAACGCACGCCAGUCUCCCCACAAGGGGGCACCACGUCAUGGCCAGAGUCCUUGGAGGAGACUCUUUGGACUCCACAAAGCUUCACAGAGCAAACAUACUUUAAUUCCUGCUGAGGCCAGACAUUUGGCUGGCCAGUCAAGCAGUGUGGAGAGGAAGUGUUCCCGUUUGGAGCGGGAUCUGGAGGAGGGCUCCCGCCGUCUGGCCAUGGCCCACAACGAGAUCCGACGUUUGACCGAUGAGCUGGAGUCCGCUCACUUGACCCAGAAAGCUUACGAGCCUGAGCUGCAGGCAGCACAGCAGGAGGUAGAGGAACUGAAGAAGUCUGAAAUGGUGGAACUGCAAAAGGCCAAUGAGCUCAACGAUCGUCUGGACUUUGAGAUCAGAGCCUUGAGGAGCAGGGUUCGCUUCCUAGAUGCUGAGAAAAGUUCUCUGCGGCAGACGGUUGUAUCUCUGCAGGAGGUGGUGGAGCAGCUGGAGUCAGCCUUGCAGCAGCAGCAGGUGGAGCUGCAGCUCCUCACUGUGGGGGUUCAGGCUGAUCAGGCCACGGAGCUGGCCAAAGUUUCAUCUCUGCAGAAAGAGGUGGAGCAGUUAGAAUCAGCUCUGCAGGAACAACAGCAGCAGGCUGAGCAGCAGCUCCAGACUCUGCAGUCCCGGGAAACUGAACUGAAUCAGAGCAAUCAGCUGUGCAGAGAUUUACAAAAUAAGCUCAGCGCUCAGACAAGAUGCCUUUCGGAGGAGGAGUCAGAAAUACAUUCCCUUAAGCAGCAACUGGAUAAUUCCCAUAAAGACCUGGAAAACCUCAGAGCUACCAACCUCACCAAACAUCACAGUCAAAGGCCAUGGAAGCAAAAAGAGGCGGAUUUACAAUAUUGUGAAAACACUCAUUGGCGACUGGAAGACUCCUUUACAACAGAAGAUCGAGAGACACAGACACUGCUGUGCAAUGAAAACACACUGCAAAAGGAGUGUCCUGAUUAUCAAGAAGCAGUCAGGACUCUGUUGUCCACCCAAGAUGAGUGCGAGGCACUAAAGAAGGAGAUCUGUGAAACCCUUAAAUGCCUUGACAAAGAGCGCAGUAAAUACCACGAGAUUAAGGAAAAACACAAAGCCAAACUGUGUCGGGCCAGACAAAAAUUGGAUGAUGAAACCACAUGGCGUGAUGAGAAGAUAAAAAGUCUAGAGCGAGAGUUGUCCUUGUGUUCCCAUUCGUUAGCAAAGGAGAAAGAGCUUGUCACAAGUAUAACUACCGAAAAUGAAAAACUACUCAUUGAGAGGACGAGGUUGUUGCAACAGCUAAACGAGGAGGAGCACAACAAGAAAGACAGCUGUCUUACAGCUUCUUUGUCCAAAUGCAGGGUGGAUUUUCUAGAGAUGGAAAACAAGAAACUGGGAAACAAAAUACUCCACAUGUCCAAUCAGCUGUCGGUCCUGGAACGAGCUUUACAGAACAUGCAGUCACUCCACUUUGCUGAGGAACUGAAGAAAGUAUAUCAUCCUCAGCAGAUUUUUACAUCCGUCUCUGUGCAAGAUUCAAGUGCAAUGAUGCCUAAGCCUUCUGAUUUUCAAACCUUAUUGGACGAUACUCCGAGUAGUCACACCAAGCAGACAGAUGGGACCUCUUCCCCACGAUGCUUGAUCUCUGCGGCCCUGUCUCGAUCAGCAGAGAUGGGUUACCUGAACCUGACCUCCAUUCAGAACCACUCAGACCGCUCGGCUCCCCCGGCUGCGCUCAGCAACUCAGAAAGUUCCUGUUCCUGAAAUUUACAUGAACAUACUGUAUAUAACGAUUUUAUUUGUAAGUAAAUUAAAUUAAUAAACAACAAAAGAUUUCCCUUUUGCUCUGUAAAGUUCAUAUUCUGUUAAAUUUCUAAGUAUACUCACAGCAAGACAACCUCUCAGCCUGGACCUUCACAGAUUUUUGACAACUUCAGCAUCAGUUCUCUGUUUAGAAUAGUUGGGAUAGAUAUUGUUAAUUACA